GGUUCAGCAUUCAGAUCUGCCCUCAGUUGAUAAUUGACUUGCGACUCGGUCAGUCAGUCGUUCUUUUAAUCCAGACACCUACAAAAAUGUGGACACAUUUGAGAAAUCUUUCGAAGCUGGUAUUGCCACGCCGAUUAGUCACCCAAUCCGCUAGCUACUCUUCGUCCUCAUCAUUUUUGAUCGACCAACCGGAAUACAGCUUCCUUAAGGAAUUGGGCCUAGAGCGCGACAAUCCAGGUGUUUAUUCUGGUCAAUGGCAAGGUCGGGGUCCAUCCGUCACCAGCUACGAUCCCGGAACUGGUCAACCAAUUGCCACAGUGCGUCAGGGAAAUGUCCAGGAACUAGAACAGACCAUCGGACUGGCAGUGGAAGCCUACAAACAGUGGCGACAGGUUCCAGCUCCCGUUCGAGGGGAAAUAGUGCGCCAAAUCGGAGAUGAACUGAGAAAGUACAAGGAACCUCUGGGAAAGCUCGUCUCGCUGGAGGUGGGUAAAAUCUACAGCGAAGGCCAGGGAGAGGUUCAAGAGUUCAUAGAUAUCUGCGACUAUGCGGUUGGUCUAUCCAGGAUUUACUCGGGUCAGUUGAUCAACUCCGAACGUGCCGAUCACUCGAUUCUGGAAGCCUGGCGUCCCCUGGGAGUGGUGGGCGUUAUUUCGGCUUACAAUUUUCCCAAUGCUGUGUUCGGCUGGAACGCAGCGAUUGCUCUGACCACUGGUAAUAGUGUACUGUGGAAAGGUGCUCCCAGUACGCCCUUGGUCUCAGUGGCCACUACCAAAAUUGUGGCUGACGUGCUGCGCAGGAAUAACCUUCCGCCUGUGGUGACCCUCUGUCAAGGAGGAACUGAUGUGGGUCAGACUUUGGUUGCUGAUAAAAGAGUAAACCUCGUUUCCUUCACCGGCAGCUGCCAAACUGGACGAGAUGUGGGCGUAGAAGUCCAGCGAAGAUUCGGCAAAGUCAUCCUUGAAUUGGGCGGUAAUAAUGCCUUGAUCAUUGACGAAUCUGCAAACAUUAAAAUGGCACUUGACGCUGCACUCUUCGGCUGCAUUGGCACCAGUGGUCAAAGAUGUACUACCACCAGGAGGAUUAUUGUGCAUGAAAAGCUGCAUGAUCAAUUUGUAAAGGCACUGGUUGGCAAAUACAAGCAGCUAAUUCCCAAGAUUGGACACCAGCUUGACGCUCAAACGCUGGUGGGUCCCGUGCACACGCAACAAAACGUGGAAAAUUACAAAGUGGCUAUUGAGGAGGCCAAGUCCUUGGGAGGAACAGUGGCAUUCGGAGGCAAUGUUAUCCAGCGUGAAGGUUUUUACGUAGAACCCACUGUAAUUACAGGUUUGCCCCACGAUGCCAGUGUCGUCCAUCGUGAAACCUUUGCCCCUAUUGUUUACAUUCUCAAGGCCAAAACCGUCGACCAAGCAAUCGAAUGGAAUAACGAGGUGGAGCAGGGCUUAUCCUCCGCCAUUUUCACAGAGAACAUCGGAGAGGCCUUCAAGUGGAUUGGAGCCAAGGGUUCAGACUGUGGCAUCGUGAACAUCAACACAACCACCAACGGCGCUGAGAUCGGAGGUGCUUUCGGAGGAGAAAAGGCCACAGGUGGAGGUCGUGAAUCCGGAUCCGAUGCCUGGAAGCAGUAUUGUAAACGGGCCACCAUUACUGUCAACCACUCCGGGGAAUUGGCGUGCGCCCAGGGUGUUGUCUUUAAUGUAGAGUAAAAAACAGAUCAAUUUUAAUGUCUUCCUAUUUGCUAAAAUUUAAAAUACACAUAUAAUGUUCCAAACUAAAA
This is a messenger RNA of Drosophila eugracilis, 1780 nucleotides long. It is a transcript of the gene Aldh7A1, whose product is annotated as putative aldehyde dehydrogenase family 7 member A1 homolog. The transcript has 2 exons. Gene Ontology annotation, molecular function: aldehyde dehydrogenase (NAD+) activity. The record is from RefSeq and is a predicted model, not a curated record. The coding region runs from base 87 to 1709 and encodes 540 amino acids. NCBI's taxonomy places the organism in Eukaryota, Metazoa, Arthropoda, Insecta, Diptera, Drosophilidae.